CUCACAAGCCACAACAAAGUCUUGUGGUGAAUCAAAUCCGUAGGCCAUAUAUCAAGUUGAUAUCCCCGGAAAAAAAUCGGAGCCCGAAAUCCUAGCCCACACAAAUUGCAGCGCCGGAACCCCACCAGUAUAUAAGCGCCAUUGGCACACUCCUCCGUUUCUUGCCCUCCUCACACCAUCGGUUCCUUCCCUUCACAAUUGACUCGUACACACCCCACUCUCCUCCUCUGCUCCUCUCACUCGUCGUGCGCUGCUCUUCUUUCACCUGAGAGGCUCAACACAACACGCACGGAUAUGGAGUGGUUGCGCGGGAAAUGCAUCGGCAUGGGCGCGUUCGGCACUGUGCACCUGGCCGUCGACGGGGCCACGGGCCGCGCCUUCGCGGUGAAGUCGGUGGACACGAAGAGCGCGCCGGCGGCGGCCGUGGCGUGCCUGGAGAGCGAGAUAAGGAUCCUGAAGCGGCUGAGCUCGCCGUACGUCGUGGCAUACCUCGGGGACGGCGCGACACAGAAGACGAGGGAGCUGCACAUGGAACUGGUGCCCGGCGGGAGCGCUGCGGAGGCGGCGGCGAGGCUGGGGGGACUAGGGGAGCGCGGCGUGCGGGGCGUCAUGUGGAGGGUGGCCGCCGCGCUGCGUUACCUGCACGACUUUGCUGGCGUGGUGCACGGGGACGUCAAGGGGCGGAACGUGCUCGUGGGUUGCGACGCCGUAGGCGGCGGCGCGAAGCUCGCUGACUUCGGCACGGCGAGGCUGGUCUCCGAGGCGGCGCCCCGCGGGCCGCUCGGGACGCCCGCGUGGAUGGCGCCAGAGGUGGCGCGCGGCGGCGCGACGACGCCGGCGUCGGACGUGUGGUCCCUGGGAUGCACGGCGCUGGAGCUUCUCACCGGGAAGCGGCCGUGGUCGGAGCUCGGCGGCGCCUGCGAGGUCGGCGAGCUGCUGCUCCUAAUCGGGUUCGGUGGGAAGCGGCCAGCGCUCCCCGCGUGCCUGUCCGACUCGUGCCGGGACUUCCUCGACAAGUGCCUCCGCCGAGAUACCGAUCAGCGGUGGACCUGCGAGCAGCUGCUGCGCCACCCGUUCCUCUCCGCAGACGCUCACGACGACGGCAUCGAGCCGUCGCCGUCUCCAUCUCCUCGCGCGGUUCUUGAUUGGGUCGUGGCGGAUUCGGACUCCGAGGCGCUGGACGACCCGGAGCCCGAGAACGAGCACGAAGUCAUGGCGCGCGCCAAGAGACGGGUCGCCGAAUUGGCCUCAAACGGGCCGCUUGCAAGCUGGGUGGAGCUGGAGUGGGGGACCGACCCCACCUGGGCCCUACUGAAGAGUUCCGAGGCGCCAAGAACCGUGCCAUCGACAUCAGACGCUGACGCGGGAAAUGGCAACGCAGGUGGGCCCGCCUCAAGAUCGGCCGCCGCCUCCACCGCCCGUGAUAAGGUCGUCGUCGGCAGCAACGGCGGCGGAGGUGGAUUCUGCUGUGUCCACGGCCGUCCUAGUUGCCACAGUCACUGUUGUCACUAUAAAUUCGGGCUUGGAGUCGUAGGACUCGGCUGGCCGCCGUUGGCCGUUGUACCUGUGCUGGUGCCAUUGUACUGUUGCUACCUCAUUGAUUCAAUUCAAUCCACGUUUAUGUUUAAUAUUAUCAAGCAGCCAAUGAGUUUUGCGUGCCGUUUUGGUUUUCGUUUGAUUUUGACUGAAAUCGCUGCUGAUCGGGUGAUGCGGCCAAGAUUAGUUGAUCCGCGCGUCGUGCGGCUGCUCUCUUGCAUUCCAGCUUCGACCAUAAGCGUAUCGAUUCAAGGCUCGAAAACGAAGGGCAGCCACAGCUCCUGUGCCAAAGAAAAUUCGUAG
This is a messenger RNA of Phragmites australis (common reed), 1839 nucleotides long. RefSeq names its product mitogen-activated protein kinase kinase kinase 18-like. Gene Ontology annotation, molecular function: ATP binding; protein kinase activity. The transcript has a single exon. Gene Ontology annotation, biological process: protein phosphorylation. The record is from RefSeq and is a predicted model, not a curated record. Bases 295 to 1839 code for a protein of 514 amino acids. NCBI's taxonomy places the organism in Eukaryota, Viridiplantae, Streptophyta, Magnoliopsida, Poales, Poaceae.